Mugil cephalus (flathead mullet) is the source of this 4694-nucleotide messenger RNA. RefSeq names its product POU class 6 homeobox 1 (gene pou6f1). Lineage: Eukaryota; Metazoa; Chordata; Actinopteri; Mugiliformes; Mugilidae. Bases 898 to 2823 code for a protein of 641 amino acids. Gene Ontology annotation, biological process: regulation of transcription by RNA polymerase II. The transcript is spliced from 11 exons. The record is from RefSeq and is a predicted model, not a curated record. Gene Ontology annotation, molecular function: RNA polymerase II cis-regulatory region sequence-specific DNA binding; DNA-binding transcription factor activity, RNA polymerase II-specific.
CAGACAUUUUUCAAUGCAAGAUUUUUUCUUGCAUAAAUUAUGUUCAUGACGUAGUGCAAAAAGGCCAAUUUUGAGGCAAUUUUGUCCGACUUUACAGCCCAAACGGGAUUUUGUGAGGCGCCUCAAGGAUUUUUCACUGUCUGAACUGUUGCAGAAAGGGCAUCGUCAUUAAAUAUUAAGAGAGAGGAGAUCCUAACAUUGCAGCCCUCCUUAUCAAUGCAAAUACCUCUUUUGUGUGCAGUCACAGCGCCUGUCUGGGAGCUGAGAUGAAUUUUUAAUUAUGUGUGACUGAAACAAACUGUGACAAGGACCUUUUUAAGAGCGGCGGGAUUACAGAAAAUAAGCUGCAUUUCCGCGAAUGCCAGGAAGACAGUGACUGUGGUGGUGCAGCCAGCCAUGAACUCCCAGGACCUGCCUGCCAAAGAUGCCCCACUUACAGUCAACGAGCAGGUAACCCUCACCUGCCUGUUUAAAAAGCACCAAUGAGCCUCCGUUCUGCCAGUCAUGAUGAGCCUACGUUGUCUUCAACUUCUUCGCUCCCAUUUGUCGCCCUCCAUGUGCAACACACUACAUCACAACAGCGUGAUUUACUGCCGUGCCCUCAGGACUUCUGCCUUUUUAUUGCCUAAUAAUACCUGCUGCUCUACGCUUGUGAGCAUUAGCAGUCUGUAUACUGCCAUGCUUAAUAAUUAAAUGUUUUAUUUUUCUUUCUCUAGUAACAUUCUGUGUUGACAUAGUCAGCAAACAGAAGCAAUGCACUUCAGGGAGGCACCAGGACGCGCUUGAAGAAGGCAUUGCUUGAGCUGCUUGUUGGCUGAUGCUCUCAUCAUUGUUUUUUUUUGGUGUACUCAUGCUCCUCUUUUGGUUUGGUUUGUUUUGGGUCAUUUGUGUCCUAACAUGUGCUCGGCUUCUCUGUCCUCCUUAGCCAUUCACUGUCUGAGUGCAGAAGUCUUUUUUCAACCAUUUAAAACCCGCACUUUGAAAUUCCCUGCUAAAGACAACCAGGUUAUUGUGAUGUCUGGCCAUGAGACUAUUCGUGUGCUUGAGGUGGAGGUUGAUACACCUCUGCCAUCGUCGGUACCCAAUGGGAGGAGCGAAGACAGAGCUGAGGAGGGACUGGCUCGUUCAACGGAGCUACCCGACGGCACCCAGGACGGCCCCGCGGUUUCCCAGAGUGCCGGGGGAGUAGUGCUGGGUGAGCAGCAGGUGGUGUCUGUAGAGGCUCCGUCACCUGCUGUACAAACGCUGACUCCUGCUGUUCCCAUCAGUGUGUCGCUGCCCCAGACACAGGCUGCCAUGCCCAUCACUGUACAAGGUUGUCCACAGGUGCUGACCCAGGAAAGUCUGGCCACUCUGAUGACCGGUAUGAUGGCUCAGACUGGCUCGCUGGGCCAACCGCUGCUCAUCCCCCUCAGUAUGGCGGGCUCCAUCGGGGGCCAGGGUGGCUUGGCUGUUCUCACUCUCCCCACCACCAGUGUAGCUACCCUCCCCGGUCUGGCAGCAGCUAACCCGGCUGGAAACCUGCUCAAACUGCCCUUCGCUGGCCUUCAAGCUGCAACAGUCCUGAAUUCGGUCCAGCCCCAGCUGCAGACGAAUGCACAGACAGUGUUCCAGCCUCAAGCAGCCUCCCUACAGGCGGUGCAGGCUGCCGUGCAGCAGGUGACGCCUCAGCCAGCACAGGUGACCAGCACACAGGUUACCGCCGCCCAGGUGGCGGCAGCCCAGGCGACUGCUGCCACCACCUCUGUCUCCCAGUCUAACAUAUCUGUGGCAGCGCUUCAAACCGCAGGACUGUCCAUCAACCCUGCCAUUAUCAAUGCUGCUUCCUUCGGAGCACAGCCCCAGUUCCUUAGUUCCCUAACGUCCACCCCCAUCAUCAACAGUGCCAUGUCCAGCAUGGCUGGUAUCACCAGCCAGAUCAUCACAAAUGCCCAGGGACAGGUCAUAGGGACCCUCCCGCUGUUGCUGAACCCAGCCUCUCUUGCUGGAGGGGCUGCGACUUCCACCUUCCCCCUCCAAGGUCUCCAGCUCCAGACUCUCACGCCGCAGCUGCUUCUCAACACCCAGGGCCAGAUCAUUGCCACCGUAGGGAACGGUCCUGCUGCAGUUACAACUACUGCCGCAGUCCUGCCCAAAGCUGCUGCUCCUCUAACACUAACAAAACCCAACGCACAGGCUUCAGUAACGACUGUCAAUCAGUCACCAGUUGUCAUUGCCCCGCAGCCAUCUGUAUUGAAGACUGCCACCACGCUCUCCUCCACGGUACCCAUCACCUGUGGAGACUUAGCAAAAGUGGGCCAGCUUGUCAGCAAACCCCAGCAGGCAGUGAGCGGCGAGGAAGGCAUUAAUCUGGAGGAAAUUCGAGAGUUUGCCAAGAAUUUCAAGAUCCGUCGGCUGUCCUUGGGGCUUACUCAGACGCAAGUAGGGCAAGCUCUCACUGCGACGGAGGGUCCGGCCUACAGCCAGUCUGCUAUUUGCAGGUUUGAGAAGCUGGAUAUCACCCCUAAGAGUGCCCAAAAGCUGAAGCCGGUGUUGGAGAAGUGGCUUGCUGAGGCCGAGCACUGGAACCAGAAAGGCCAGCAGAAUCUGAUGGAGUUUGUCGGCGGUGAACCUUCCAAAAAGCGCAAGCGACGUACUAGUUUCACACCGCAGGCAAUAGAAGUUCUCAACUCCUACUUUGAGAAGAAUGCUUUGCCAACAGGCCAAGAGAUUACAGAGAUUGCAAGAGAGCUAAACUAUGACCGAGAGGUUGUGCGUGUCUGGUUCUGCAACCGGCGACAGACGCUGAAAAACACAAGCAAGAUCAACGUCUUCCAGGUUUAGUAGCGACCUCAUUCUAGGAGAGUUUGCCACUGAGCUUUUGUCCUCUUGGGGACUUGAAUGCAGCAGCACAGAUGUGAUGUGUGCUGUAAAUGCAACAUAAACUGUAUUAAGGUCGAACGGACAUGAACUUUUUGAGAUAAGUUUUACAAAAGGGUACUAAAAAUGCAUUAACAAUUGUAUUUCAAGGCUGUAUAUGUGUACACUCCGUCUGUGUGGUGCGUACUAAGUCAACUUGCAUGGUCUUCAUAUCAUUGAUUAAAAUACAGUGAUAAAGACAUUUAAAAAUAUUUGAUGAACUUUUAUACACCAGUUUUAUAGGCUACUCCUCUGACUUGUUAUAAGUGUGCAUCAAGUCACAUUACAGUCACAUGUAUGUGUCACUCCGCGUCAGUGGCUGAUAACUAAAUACCAGUAAUAUGCUUUGGCCAUAACGGAUAAUGUGAACGUUCUAGCUGCUCGUUUAUUUUAUAUUCGUAUAACAUUCGUUCUGCACGAGCAGCUCUGCAAACUCAAAGUUGAACUACGUAGACUGUAAGCCAGCAAUAACCUGUAGUUUUAUUUUCAUCAGAAUUAUUUGUCCAGCGAACUUCAAAAAUUAGUUUGCCCCUGGUGUUUUUCGGACAAUCAUCACUGAUACUUUUGGCUUAUGAGGCUUUGAACCCAAAGUCAGAGCAGUUUUGCGCGUUCCGCGAACAAGAUGUUUGUGUCAAAAUAAAGUUAGAGUUCAGGCUGUUGCCUAAGAUGCCAUGAUUUGCAUUUAAUUUAGAUCUUUGUAAACAUUUGUUUAUUUGAGAGAGGCUCCAAAUGUGUAAAUGACACAUGUAGUGUGUGAGUUCAUCACAGCCAUUUGUUUAAUGUGUUCGUAAUACUCUGAGAGUAUUUGUUGCUUUCUCUUGGUUCACUGCUUUGACUGUUCCCUUAAUAGUCUGACUGAAUUUUUCAUCUCCACUUAGAUGAAGCAUAUUUAAGAAUAGGAGCUUAAUUGACCUGCAACGUAAUUCAGCCUUAUGUUGCCUGAAACAUUAGUGCCAGAUUUUGUUUUUUACACACUAAGCCUAAAAUUAAUCAAAUUGAUUAAUUUAAGUAAUUUAAGAAGUAACUGUUCAGCAUAAAAAGGAGGGUUGUGGAUUAUGUGCGUUAUGAUAUCAGUGCGAACCAGUCAGAAGACAGUUUGCACAUGCAGUAUGAAGUAGGAACGAUAACAUGGCAGUUUUCUUUGACGUUGUCAAUAUUUUAAGAAUUCUUUGCACUUUAGAGACAGCAGGGAAAGUGAGAGGGUUGUGAGUGAUUUAUGUACAGGUUUCAGUUUUGUUUGUGAAGAGAAUUAGAUUUUUGAAUGUUCCUCAGCAGUAAGAGGCUUUGCAAAAUGUAGCAGUAAUGGCAAAAUUGCAAUCAUCAACUUGACAACAUCUAUUAAUAAAAUUAAUUUACUUUUUACGAAAUGUAAAAUAGAAUAUUAAAAGCUAAUGACAUCAAGUACAUCUUUAAAAUGUUUUUGUGUGUUUGUGAAUUAUAUGUUGAAUGGUGCAUAUUGUGCUCCACAUCAGAUCUGCAUUUUGAAUGAGUAGGCCUGUAUUGCAGUGGACAUGCAGUGUACCUGACCGUUAAAAUAGUUAAUAUUACAAAGGUCUUGCUUUAACACAUGUUUAUCUUCUUGAUACAGGGAGACAGUAUAUAAUAUUGUUUAAUAUACUAAGUUGUCCAAUAGAGUAAAAGGAGAGCUAAAUUACACCUAAGCUGUUAUUAAUUUGACUCCACAAAGCACAGAAGAGUUCAGGUCAUAGCAAGGCAAGAGAAAAACAAAAGUUUGAUGUGGUUUGUUUUGUAAUUUUCUCUCAGAUAAAUCAAAUAAAUCCUGUCUUUAUUAAUCA